Lachancea fermentati is the source of this 4077-nucleotide messenger RNA. Lineage: Eukaryota; Fungi; Ascomycota; Saccharomycetes; Saccharomycetales; Saccharomycetaceae. The record is from the annotation of a GenBank genome assembly.
AUGUCCCUAAACUUUCUGCCAGGGCAACCAAAUAACACAUUGAAGGCGGUUUGCCAAAGUACAUGGCAGGAUCACACCAUUUUAACUUACUGCUCCGGAAACAAUUUAAUUGUUCUGACCAAUCAUUUUACAAGGCUUCAAACCAUAUACCAUCCUUCAGAUUGUGUGGCAGUAGAUAUCAACCCAGCUAAUGGGCAUAUUGCUGUUGCUUUCAGUAAUACUGUUUGUAUUUACAAACCCCUGCAUCAAGUAAUGAAAAAUCCCAAAUGGGUCUUUUGUGCCAAGAUAUUCCACGAUGACUCGAAGGUCAAUACUCUAAGUUGGGGUUCAAAUAACGAGUUGGCGAUUGGCUCUGAUUAUCUGUCUUUUUGGAAGGUAAAGGAUGAAUUUGGAGAGUUUGAACCACAUCUGCUAUGGACUAAGAAGCAAUCUAAGGCGGUAUAUCUCUGUGUUUUAUCGGAAGAUUCUCAAAUUAUUGCAAGCGUUGGUAAAUACGACACAAAUGUCAAGAUAUGGAAACGUAUAUCAAUAAGCGGAGACCAAGAUAUUUUCGAUUUAACUUUAAUUUCUCACCCACAACCAGUGACCAUGCUUAGAUGGAAAAGGACUGGCAUAAUCUGUGAGAAAGAGAGAAGCUCUCAUAUUCUUUACUCUUUGUGCUCAGAUUCAAAACUUCGGGUAUGGACUUAUUAUGAGUCGGAUUCAAAGACUACUGUUCAGCAGUGGGGCGUUGUAAAUUUGAACAGAGAACGGGGUCAGAGAUUCUGCUCAAUUUUGGAUAGCUGGCUUGUUCAAAGAACCUUAGGACAGAGUCAUUCGGAGUACCUGGAAUAUCUAUCAAAGAAGAGCCCUGAUCUGGUUAUUAUAGCAGACGAAAAGGGUGAUCUUGAUUUUGUCUCUCUUGAGAACCUAUCUCAUGAUCCACCAAGGCUCAUGAGUCAACGAAAGCUCUUUUCAAGUACAAUGGAUUCUUCAUCAUUUGUGUACAAUCCCAAGUUUCUUUAUUUUCCAGAAUUACAGUUGUACGACGAUAAAUCAGGGCGCAUAUCAGUAGUGGUGCAUGAUGUUCAAGGUGUUCUUCGUCAUUCUUUGAUCGACUUAUCGACUCUGGUUGAUGUAAAAAAUCGCAAGCUAGGGUUAUUGGAGCAUAAAUUCACUGGACAUACAAAAUCUAUUCAAAAACUUUUCAGGAGUAGUGAUGGCGAGGCGAUAUUGACUACAUCCAGGUUUUCUGAGAAUUGUAUUUGGGUGCCACAGCAUUUGUCCAAAGGUAUAUCUCUUCGCAAAAAGAAUGUAAUAUGCUCCGAGUCACCAAUUAAAGACGCGGUAGUUCUGGAGAAAGGUGGUCUUGUUAUCGUUUUACUCGAUAACUUCAAAAUCCAGGUUUGGGAGUGCCCUACCGUCAACUCAACAAAAGGCUCGAAUUUAAAGGGUGAAUACUUGCUCAACCCUUCUAAAGGGUAUCCACUGCUAAUGCUCAAUACCCCCGAAAAAAAGCAUCGCCAUGAUCGUCAUUUUAUUGGUCUUAUAUUUGCAUCAGGAGAAACUCUUGGAUUUGAGAUUUCAUUUAGCGAAGGAAUUAGCCCGGUGACGUGCAACUCCAUAGACAUGGGUAAUGAAAAAGCCAUCUAUCUCAUAUCGUCGAUCGAUCCGGUAAAUUAUGGGUUUAACCCUGACAGGUCUCUUAUAUCGAUAAUGACUAGAGAAGGUAUUAUUACUACUUAUAAGGCUGCCGUGAAUGAAAAGGACGAUGUGAUUACGUGGAUUCGGACUUUUAAAGUCGAUACUGGUCUUGAAAACUCAUCUCUAAUCAGCGGCUCUUCAAUAGACAAAAUAUGCAUUGUCGACGGUUCUAACAAGCGCAUGACACUCUGGGAUUUGAAAAAAGCAUUUUUAGAGCACGAGGAAAACUUCGAGGAAAAUAUCGAGGAUAUUGACUGGACUAGUACAGAAUUUGGGCAAAGUAUCUUUUCAGUUGGGUUUGAAUACAAUGUUCUUCUUUUCACACAGCUACGUUAUGAUUACACCAGUAAAAAUCUGAGUUACCUACCUAUUGAGAACAUUGACGUGUCUCAACAUACAACUCACUCGAUAGGCGAUUCUAUAUGGUUGAAGGACGGUACCUUUGUAGUUGCAGCAGGCAAUCAGUUAUUCAUUAAAGAUAAAAGUCUGGAUUUGAAAGAUAAGUUUACUAAUCAGUCCAUUGGUUCGAGAAAAAUUCUUUCAAACGACAUUUUACAUUUGAGCAGUGUUUUAAAUGGCCCUUUACCUGUUUACCAUCCACAGCUGAUGAUUCAAGCUCUAUAUGCACAGAAAUUUCAGUUAGUUCGUGAGAUACUACUUCGAUUAUUUUUAAAGAUGAGAGACUUUGAGUUUAGAUCCUUGCCUAUAGCUGAAUUAGGAUCAACAUUAGAUCUAGAUUUUUCAAAAUUUAUUAGUUCCGAUGAAAACUAUCAAAUGGAUGAUUAUGCGGAGCCAUAUAAUUCAUUCAACAGUGCUGUUGCUGUUGCUCUAAGAGAGAAGCUGACCAGAACUGCUUUACCUUAUCUAACGAGACACCAACAAGUCACGUUGAUUACUGUCAUAGAGGCCAUCGAAGAGCUAGACAAAAACCAGAAGGUUGUUGACGCGAAUGGCAUAAUGUUCAUAUUGGGCACCAAGUUAUUGGGACCGCAUCGAACAACUCAGCGAACUGUGACUAUGAGAGAUGUGCUAUGGGCACUCUAUUCGAAUAACAGAAAGCUAUUAUAUUCUAUGCUAACUACAAAAAUAGAUUCCUGGGAUCGUGCUCAGGAAUAUAAAAUUGCAUACUGGGCUAGACAAGAUGACCUUCUUACUGCUUUCGAGAAUAUCGCCAAGUUUGAAUUCACAAAAAAUGAUAAAAGAGAUCCAGGUAAUUGUUCUAUUUUCUACCUUGCAUUAAGGAAAAAACAAAUUUUGAUAGGCCUAUGGAGGAUUAGCAUUGGGCAUAAAGAGCAACAGAAAAUGCUUAAGUUUUUGAAUAAUGACUUCAGUGAACCACGGUGGAGAACUGCUGCUCUCAAGAAUGCAUUCGUACUUUUGAGUAAACAUCGUUUCAUGGAUGCCGCAGGGUUUUUUCUUCUCGCUGGUUCCCUUAAAGAUUCAGUGAAUGUCAUUUUAAAGCAAAUUAAUGAUCUCGAUCUAGCAAUUGGAGUUUGUCGCGUUUACGAAGGAGAUUCUGGCCCUGUUUUAGAUAGCAUACUAACCACAUAUGUUUUGCCAAAUGCGGUCCUCAGCAACGAUAGAUGGUCGACUAGUUUUGUUUAUUACAAAUUGAAAAAGCCUGAUCUUUCAAUUAAGGCCCUCAUGAAAGCGCCAAUUGAUCUAGAAAAAAAUAUUGAUAUGAUUGAUAGUGAAAAGCGUAUCAACAAAUCUUUCCUAGUGGAAGAUCCUGUACUAUUAAUGCUUUACAUGCGUAUCCGAAAAUCAGAUCUCGGCUAUCUGAAAGCUUCCCUAGAAAUUGAGCCUCAAUUAGAGUAUAACACUGUCAGUCGUGUUUCUGGAAUUUAUAGAAGAAUGGGUUGUGAUUACCUGGCGCUCUCUUUGGUAACCAAUUGGGAGUUUAUGGAUAGAAAAAUGAUAUCAGAUAUCCAAAAAACUGACUCACUAGCCGGCGUACUAGCAGACUCGAAGCAAGCGUUAGCUGUUGAGCCAACUACAACUUCUAGAGUAAGAGAGAGUUUGUUUGAUAAAUUCGACAAAGAUUCAAAGAAUGCAGAUGAUAAAUCUCCUUUGAACCCACCCGCAAAGGGUAAUGGCGUCGCUUUUAGGCCCAAGAACUUACUAGAUCAAUUCGGUUUAUGUGAUAGCAAUACCGUCGGAGCCAACUCUCCAGUAGUUCAAAAUGAAAAUCAAGACUUAGCCCAUAGUAAUGGGCGGCCUAAAUCGGUUGAGGAGAGAAAUACUGGUAAAGAAAAUGAUCAUGCAUCUAAAGAAAGUCAUUCAAAGAAAAGUCUAAACUUACUAGAUCAAUUCAGUGGUACGCCAACCAACGGGGAGAUUAAAACGUCAAAAAAAUCGAACAAACCUAGAAAUCUACUUGAUGACUUUCUAUAG